Epinephelus fuscoguttatus (brown-marbled grouper) is the source of this 3715-nucleotide messenger RNA. RefSeq names its product metallophosphoesterase domain containing 2a (gene mpped2a). The transcript has 8 exons. The record is from RefSeq and is a predicted model, not a curated record. Lineage: Eukaryota; Metazoa; Chordata; Actinopteri; Perciformes; Serranidae. Gene Ontology annotation, molecular function: hydrolase activity. The coding region runs from base 832 to 1701 and encodes 289 amino acids.
GGCGCGCGCACGGGAGGUGGCGGGGGGUUGUGCUCGCUCCUGCUCUCUCUGCUCUCUGACCCCAGUGGCAGCUCCGACUCACUGCACUCCGGCUCCCCCUCCGUCGGACCGAGGCUGCUCUCUCUCUCCUGUUGUCUGUCAGUGUCUCUCUCCUGCUCUCCGGCUCUCUCCCCCUCCGCUCUCUUGUCUGGUUUCUUUCCACAGGAGCCAGCCGAGGUCCCGCCGGGUCGAAGGUUCUGCCCUAUCCGCCCGGACUGCCGCAACCCCCGGACGGCCGCGUACGAACCUACCCGCUCUCCUGCUGCUGCCGCAUGGACCCGCGUCCCUCCGCCGCCGCCGCUGCUGCUGCUGCUGCCGCCGCGUAGAGGGCGACCCCGACCCGACACUCUUUCUCCGGCCAGAUAAAAACGCACAAAAAGCCCCACACGACGAAGGAUUUAACCAACAAAUGAACUCCGGAGCUGCUGAUUACCCUCCAAAAAAGAUGUUAAAUUGAGGGCAUUUUUUCUUCUUCUUCUUCUUGUGCUGGUGGCUGCAUCAGGAGGUCUGGUAUAAAAAGCCUGUCAAGCCCACAGUGGCCACUUUGCUAUCAGUCAGGGAGGUCAGGCAGGAGGGAGAACUCAGGGCUGCAAGGAGACACACAGCGGAGCCCGACUGCAGUGUGUCGUGGUCGUGUUGGUCGGCCGGGUCGCUGCUGCUGCUGCUCCUGCUGCCACUGCUGCUGCUGGGAGACUUCCUGGGCUUCUUGAGCGGCUCUGAAGGAUGACCGCUGCACGGCUCGCUGCUGAAUCCCGGUGAACGAACGGCGUCUCAUGUCCAAACGGCGGAAGGAUGGCUCAUGGCAAAGUGACCAUCACGGUGGACGAGUACAGCUCCAACCCCACACAGGCCUUCACACACUACAACAUCAACCAGAGCCGCUUCCAACCUCCUCAUGUCCACAUGGUGGACCCUAUUCCUUAUGACACUCCCAAGCCAGCAGGACACACCAGGUUUGUGUGUGUGUCAGACACACAUUCGCGUACAGACGGCAUCCAGAUGCCCUACGGCGAUGUGCUGCUGCACAUGGGUGACUUCACCGAGCUGGGCCUGCCCUCCGAGGUUAAGAAGUUCAACGACUGGCUAGGUGGCCUCCCGUACGAGUUUAAGGUGGUGAUCGCUGGAAACCACGAGCUGACCUUUGAUAAGGACUUUAUGGCCGAGCUGGUCAAGCAGGAUUACUACCGAUUCCCCUCAGUCUCCAAACUGAAACCAGAGGACUUUGACAAUGUCCAGUCGCUCCUCACAAACUGUGUGUACCUGCAGGACUCGGACGUCACCAUAAAGGGAUUCCGGAUAUAUGGGGCGCCAUGGACUCCGUGGUUUAACGGCUGGGGGUUCAACCUGCCUCGGGGUCAGUCUCUGCUGGAUAAAUGGAACCUCGUCCCUGAAGGCAUCGACAUCCUGAUGACCCACGGACCUCCGCUCGGUUUCCGAGACUGGGUCCCCAAGGAGCUGCAGCGGGUCGGCUGUGUGGAGCUGCUCAACACGGUGCAGAAGAGGGUGCGACCCAAACUUCAUGCCUUUGGAGGCAUUCACGAAGGCUACGGGAUCAUGACAGACGGCUUCACGACGUUCAUCAACGCGUCGACCUGCACCGUCAGCUUCCAGCCCACCAACCCCCCCAUCGUGUUCGACCUGCCCAACCCCUCCAGCUCCUGAGACCAGAGGACGGGGGUGGGGGACAGUCACAGGCUCGAUAAACUACUUUUUUUCUAUAAAUAUGUCAAGUUUAAAAAAAAAAAAAAAUUCUAAGUGUUUCUUUGCAAACUUUUGGUCUUCUCCAAGCUGUUGUUGAGAUUGAGAAGAUUUGGAGACGUGGGGCGGGGUGGGGAGUUUGUCGGGGAGGGUUAAAGGAGAAUACCGGUGUUUUCUGUUUUUUUCUUCUAAUCGUGCCAACAGUGCUGGUUUCCCUCUGAGGUUUUUGUUUUCAACACAGUCAGCGUAGUUGCAGAUAUCAGGGUUUGUUUUCCUCCAGAAGGAGAAGAGUGUUUUUCAAUCUCGUCUGUCUGAAAAAACAACUGCCACAUUGCAAGGUAAUCCAUGAAGAAACUUUGUCUUUUGUCCUGAUUUCAUCCUUCAGAGUUCAGCAUUUUUAUAUCAACGCUUCUCAGUGCUCUGCUUCCUGUUAAUCGCCUGUGGCCACGGAAAGAAAUGGAAACUUCAUCCAGAAAAUAAUCCUUUAAAAAUCCGUUGCCUUGAUGAUUUAAGUUGAUGAUGUCUGAUGACGCAGUUGGAGUUAUUUUCAACAUAACAAGCUUGUUUUCUUGAGAUCACAAAUCAAUGUGUUUUUGGGUUGCAGGAAAAUACUUUGUAUUUUUUUUACAUUCCUAAAAUAUCUCUUGAAUUUUUUUUUUCAUGGUCACAAAAAAUAUAAUUUCAGCAUCACAAGAAAACAUCAGGCUGAAUCCAAAUGUCCACCCUCUGAUCAUGUGGACUUCAGUUGUACGUACUGUGAUGUGUUCACUGUCAUCAUGUAAAGACUGCAAGCAGCUGAUCGACAGCCCUUGAGUCCUCUUCAGCCUUUUGUACUUUAGUACUCUUACAUUUGCAUGUCCUUGAUCAUUUGGAAAGUUUUUAUUUAAAGAAAGAAAAAAACAAGUGUUAGUCAAACUAAUUAUGCAAUGUGAGAUGAAUUUGGGUGGCAUGUUAAACUGAGCUAUGAGUGACGCCGGUAUUCUCCUUUUGUCAGAGGGAUUUUGUGGUUAAACAAUCUUGCUCUUGAUAAAUAUUGGUCAGAUCUGUAAGAUAAAUGAUGCUUUGUGAAUUUGUACAAUUUCUUUGUGUUUGGUUUGCAUUGGCCGGACAAUGGAUGCCAUUGUUUUAUGUUGUAUCAUCUGAUAUUUUGUGUUUAGGUCUUUUUUUUUUUUUUUUUUCUCGUCAGUUCGUCUUUUCUUAUUGGCUGACAGGGACGCUGCCUUAAACUAGCUUUAAUGUUCUCAGCUAGAGCCCCACUCUCUGCGAGCUCAGAGAAAAGUCCUUAUUUAUUACCCCGCAGAACAACACCUGACUAACGCAGGGACAGAAAGCUAUCAAAUUACAGCCCGAAAAAUUAACUUUGUAACAUCCCGUUAUGGAUUUCUGAUCUAAUUUGGAAAAUGUAUGUAUAAAAUAUAUAAAUAUAUAUAUUAUAUAUUCAUGUUGUAAAACAUCUGUACUAAAAGUUGUGUUUGACAAAAAAAAGAAAAUCUGGUGCAUUUUUUUCUGUAUGCACCUGUAUAAUUGACCUGUUUCUUUAAUGCUCCCAUCAGACGCUCUUUCUUUCAUGUUUUUUGUAUUGACUCUCCCGGUAGGGUAGACAUUCAUUUUUGGAUGAGAGAGGAAAAUUUGUCAGAGUCACAAUCUAACAGGUGCUGGUUGUUCCCAACAACGCGCCUGCCUAAACCUGGUAAAGUUGUCCUUUAAAGUGUAAAUCUGAUAGUAUUUGUGUUUUAUUGCUUUCUUUUUUCUAAUUUUGCACUGUGUGUAAAUGCAAUCUUGCUAGCACAAAAAAAAAUGUUGCCAAUAGUUGUCUCAACUUUGCCGCUGUAAAUGCUCUUUCUGUGCUCUGUUCCUCUCUCGCUCUUUCUCUGAUUGUAUCCCUCUUCAUGGAAAUGUUAGUUCUCUCUUUCAGUUCAUUGUGAUAUAUUUAGCUGCCUUUAUAUGCAAAUAAAAUUGCAAGAUUUUUACUUAUCAA